AUGACAGAAUUUGAAGACCCACUGUAUUCAUCUUACGUUUCCAAUUGCGUUCUAAACGCCUCGUCCUACUCGGCCAUAAUGUUGAACAGUUUAACAAUCCAAGCGCUGAGAAGAACAUCGUCGUUACCAAAGCCUUUAAGAAUAUUACUGCAGAGUCUUGCUGUUUCUGAUCUUGGUGUUGGUUUGCUGGCUCAACCUCUUUAUAUUGCAGUUCUGUUUAAGUGGAUCAACGACGUGGAGGACAACCUCCUUGAUAACAUCUUCGACGUGAUCACCUGUUUAUUUUAUUACGCUUCGUUUCUGGGUCUCAUGGCUCUAAGUUUAGACAGAUUCCUGUCUGUUCAUCUUCAUCUCAGAUAUCAAGAACUUGUGACUCACAAACGUGUCGUUGGUCUGGUCAUCUCAGUUUGGCUUUUGAGCACAUUUCUUUCUUUAAUUUUGUUGUGGUUACCGAGCGACUUUGUAAUCGACCUACUGGAAAUUACUAUUUUCGGAUUUUGUUUUGUUUGUGUGUCACUUUUUUAUUUCAGAAUUUAUUAUACUGUGCGACGCCUUGAAAUUCAAAUGCAAGCUUUACACUUAGGGCAAGCUUUUCAGAAUCAAAAUGACGAAAUGAAGAAUUUCUUGAGGCUGAAGAAAUCUGCCAUUAGUACUUUCUAUAUAUAUGUUGUAUUUAUGAUUUGUUACCUGCCAGAUUAUUGUAGUGCUAUCCUGAAUGUGUUACAGAGUCAACCAAACUUAUUUUUAGACGGUUUUGAUUUGUUUACUUUUACUCUUGUGUUUGCAAAUUCUUCUUUUAAUCCUGUUAUUUACUGCUGGAGGGUGAAACACAUUCGACAUAGUAUCGUGGGCAUACUUCGAAAUAUAUAUCGGAAUAUCUUUGGGGUUCAUGAACAUAGCUGA
Pocillopora meandrina is the source of this 903-nucleotide messenger RNA. The record is from the annotation of a GenBank genome assembly. Lineage: Eukaryota; Metazoa; Cnidaria; Anthozoa; Scleractinia; Pocilloporidae.